CCCGAGCCUCCAAUCCCCGGCUGUCCUGCUGCUGCUCCACUUCUUCUCCUGGUUCCUCCCUCCUUCUCUCUAUUUCCCAUCCCCUGGAGGGGGCGGGGCCGAGCGCUGUUUCCUGCAGCCAAUACAUUGGAGCACAGGGAAUCCAGCCGCGGAAAAUACCAAGUAGCGGAGAGGGGAGCCUGCGGGGACUCGCGACCCUUCCCCAUUACAGACACAAGCGGAUCCCCCCCUCCCAUCUGUAGAGUUCCGCGGGUUGUGUGCGAGUGGAAGCAGCGCCCUGGCUCAUAAGGGGAUCCCGUCCUCUCCCCUGAGGAUGUCUCGGAAGGUGCAGAGAGGCGAGCUGUGCGCAGACUGCAGUGUCCCAGAUCCUGGGUGGGCCUCCAUAAACCGCGGCGUUCUGAUCUGUGAUGACUGUUGCAGUGUGCACAGAAGUUUGGGGAGACACAUCUCCAUCGUGAAACAUCUAAGGCACAGCACGUGGCCAUCAUCUCUCUUGCAGAUGGUGCACACGCUGGCCAGCAAUGGGGCAAACUCUAUCUGGGAGCACUCCCUUCUGGAUCCAGCACAGGUACAGAGCGGCCGACGUAAAGCCAACCCCCAGGACAAGUUACACCCCACAAAGUCUGAGUUCAUUCGUGCCAAGUAUCAGAUGCUAGCGUUUGUACAUAAGCUGCCAUGUAGGGAUGACGAUGGAGUGACGGCUAAGGAUCUGAGUAAGCAACUCCACUCCAGCGUGAGGACAGGGAACCUGGAGACUUGCUUGCGGCUACUAUCUCUCGGGGCUCAGGCCAAUUUCUUCCACCCGGACAAAGGAACGACGCCAUUGCACGUAGCAGCAAAAGCCGGACAGAUCUUGCAGGCAGAGCUCUUAGUGGUGUAUGGAGCAGACCCUGGGGCACCUGAUGUGAAUGGCAGGACACCCAUUGAUUAUGGCAGGCAGGCUGGUCACCAUGAUCUGGCGGACCGAUUGGUGGAGUGUCAGUAUGAACUGACAGAUAGGUUAGCCUUUUACCUGUGUGGACGCAAACCAGAUCAUAAAAAUGGCCAUUACAUUAUCCCCCAGAUGGCUGACAGAAGUCGGCCUCGAGGUGCGCCUCAGAGUUUGGACCUGUCGGAGCUUGCAAAGGCGGCUAAGAAAAAGCUACAAGCCCUCAGUAACCGGCUGUUUGAGGAGCUCGCCAUGGAUGUCUAUGAUGAAGUUGAUAGAAGAGAAAGCGACGCAGUUUGGCUGACCACGCAGAACCACAGCACUUUGGUUACGGAACGCAGUGCAGUCCCCUUCCUUCCAGUUAACCCCGAAUAUUCAGCCACAAGGAAUCAGGGGCGGCAGAAGCUGGCACGAUUCAAUGCACGGGAAUUUGCAACUCUGAUCAUAGACAUCCUGAGCGAGGCCAAGAGGCGGCAGCAAGGGAAGACCCAAGUAAUCCCCACAGACGAUCUUGACUAUGACUGCGAUGACCAACACGAUUAUGAUAGUGUAGCAUCAGAUGAAGACACCGACCAGGAGGUGCUCAGAAACUCCAGAAACAACAGAGCAAGGAGUAUGGACUCCUCAGACCUGUCGGACGGCCCCAUCACGCUCCAAGAGUACUUGGAAGUUAAAAAAGCGCUGGCAACAUCAGAUUCCAAAGUGCAGCAACUGAUGAAGGUGAAUAACAAUCUGAGCGAGGAGCUGCGCCGGCUGCAGAGAGAGAUCCAAAAGCUACAAUCAGAAAACACACAAAUGAAACAUCAGACAGGUCCUUCACCGCCCCCACCUGCAAACCCGGACCGGACUGAACACCCCACGUCCGCUGCCCACCAACGAGUCCGUCAGGCAUUCUCUAUGUAUGAGCCGGGCUCUGCACUCAAGCCUUUUGGACAGUCCACAGAUGAUCUGAGUAACAGGCAUUUCCACUCCGGUAUCCGGAAAGGCAUUUCUGCCUCUUCUGUGCCCUUUCCCCCCUUGUCUUCCCCUCUGUUCUCUGGACCCCCGGACACUGGCCGGAACAUGACAACAAAAAUGGAGCGUCAUGGCAGCGGCACAGACAGUGACUAUGAUAAUACACAGACCAAUGAAACCAGCAGCGGACUCAAUGGCAGGAGGUUCCUGGAAAUGUCCCGGGAUGAGGAUUCCCACACGGAGGCUGAGGAUGUGGAGCUGGAGUUGGACCCUGCCCUUCCCAGUACAGAGGACGUGAUCCUCCGGACAGAGCAAGUUACCAAAAACAUCCAGGAGCUGCUGAGGGCUGCACAGGAGUUCAAGCACGACAGUUUUGUCCCGUGUUCGGAAAAGAUUCACUCCGCAGUAACCGAGAUGGCAUCUCUCUUCCCCAAGAAACCUGCCCUGGAGACCGUGAGAUCAUCACUACGGUUACUUAAUGCCAGUGCCCACCGGCUGCAAAGCGAGUGCCGCAAAACCAACCUGCCCGAGCCAGGGGCCUCUGUGGACUUCCAGCUCCUGACACAACAGGUCAUCCAGUGCGCUUAUGAUAUUGCAAAAGCCGCCAAACAGCUGGUCACCAUCACCACCCGUGAGAAGAAGCAGUGACCACCCUGGGAUCUCCAUUUCCAAACUGUCAGUUUGCCACACAGAGCUCUUAGUCCCACGUAUCUGCCAGCCUGUCCUUGCGGAUUUAACAAAUGACUAUGAGGUGGGGCUACAGCCCCCCCCCUCACUGAAUAACACUAGCAAUUGGCUUCCUACAUUCCACCCGAGCUGAAUUAAAGGUGCAGCCCCAUAACAUACAAUUGUAUCUGUGCAAUUCUGCCCUUGUCCUGUACAUCCUACAAUCUGUAUUGUCUGAUGUCCAUUACACUAAACGCUAAAGGAAUAUACGGAUUUCAA
Messenger RNA from Xenopus laevis (African clawed frog), 2827 nucleotides. It is a transcript of the gene git1.S, whose product is annotated as G protein-coupled receptor kinase interacting ArfGAP 1 S homeolog. The record is from RefSeq and is a predicted model, not a curated record. NCBI's taxonomy places the organism in Eukaryota, Metazoa, Chordata, Amphibia, Anura, Pipidae. Bases 314 to 2530 code for a protein of 738 amino acids. Gene Ontology annotation, molecular function: small GTPase binding; GTPase activator activity. Gene Ontology annotation, cellular component: postsynapse; presynapse; synapse. Gene Ontology annotation, biological process: regulation of ARF protein signal transduction; brain development; regulation of G protein-coupled receptor signaling pathway. The transcript has 21 exons.